This is a messenger RNA of Miniopterus natalensis, 969 nucleotides long. Its product is annotated as olfactory receptor 7A10-like. NCBI's taxonomy places the organism in Eukaryota, Metazoa, Chordata, Mammalia, Chiroptera, Miniopteridae. Gene Ontology annotation, biological process: G protein-coupled receptor signaling pathway. Gene Ontology annotation, molecular function: G protein-coupled receptor activity; olfactory receptor activity. Gene Ontology annotation, cellular component: membrane. The record is from RefSeq and is a predicted model, not a curated record.
AUGGGACCAGGCAAUGAUACAGGUACUGCGGAAUUUCUUCUCCUGGGAUUCUCAGAGGAACCAGAAUUGCAGCCCCUUCUCUUUGGGCUGUUCCUCUCCAUGUACCUGGUCGCCGUGCUGGGAAACCUGCUCCUCAUGCUGGCCGUCAGCUCAGACUCCCGCCUCCACACGCCCAUGUACUUCUUCCUGUCCAACCUGUCCUUGGUGGACAUCUGCUUCACCUCCACCACUGUCCCGAAGAUGCUGGUCAACAUCCAGACACAGAGCAACGUCAUAACUUAUAAAGGUUGCAUCACGCAGAUGUAUUUUCUCACACUCUUUGGCGGUUGGGACAACUUCCUUCUAACUGUGAUGGCCUAUGACAGGUAUGUGGCCAUCUGCCACCCCCUGCACUACACGGUCAUCAUGAAUCCCCGGCUCUGUGGACUGCUGGUCCUGGUGUCCUGUAUCAUUAGUAUUUUGAACUCUUUGUUACAUAGCUUAAUGGUAUCGAGACUGUCCUUCUGUGCAGACUUGGAAAUUCCCCACUUUUUCUGUGAAAUUAAGCAGAUGAUCAAACUUGCCUGCUCUGAUACUUUUCUUAAUGACACAGUGAUGUACUUAACAACUGGGCUGUUGGCUGGUGGUCCCCUGGCUGGGAUCCUUUACUCUUAUUCUAGAAUAGUGUCCUCCAUAAGUGGAAUGUCAUCAGCUCAGGGGAAGUAUAAAGCAUUUUCUACCUGUGCAUCUCACCUCUCAGUUGUCUCUUUAUUUUAUUGUACAGUCCUAGGUGUGUAUCUCAGCUCUGGUCCUACCCACAGCUCGCAUGCAAGUGCAACAGCCUCAGUGAUGUACACGGUGGUCACACCCAUGCUGAAUCCCUUCAUCUACAGUCUCAGGAACAAAGACAUAAAGGUGGCUCUGAAUAGAUUCUUUGGGAUGGCAGGUAUAAAAGGGACGAUUAUUCUGGGACUGAAAAAGUGCCCUUGA